GGAGACGAUCUGGAGCCUGAAUCCCCUUCCAACUCUCGCAGGUCUAAGGUCUCACAAGAUGGCGGCAGUAACUGAACCGGCCAUACCAACCGAGGCAUCUCCUAUAGUAAUGAUUCAGAGCCCCCAUUUCUCCCAUCUUCGAAGAAAUGCGUAUGAUGUCGACCACAUUUAGGAACGGCGAGGCUGGCUUCCGGAUAUGGUUCAAGGAAUUUAUUGAAUCCCUUCGUGGCAGCUGGCCCCUCCUGAUUGUGACUAAUCGAGGACUAGAAGAAUUUCGGGCGCAACAGAACGGGCCGCAACCGAAUGAGGCUAUGGAUGGAGCUUCGGGGCAGCCAGUGGACGGAGCCACCCUUUCACAACACCGGUCCCGGAGAAGUCCUGAAAGGCCCAAGGAGGUCAAAACUGAUUCUGCGCCUGAGCAGCCGACCACGCGGCUGUGUCCGGCCCGGAGAGUUUUGGCGAAUCUGUUGUCACGCCCCUCGGGGACAUAGGGUCGGGAGUCAAUUGGACAGCCCAGGUAGUCAAUGCCACGUUGUUCCUGUCAGAAACGCUGCAUCCAGGCUGUUAGGAGGCCACCGUGCUGGAGAGGGG
Molecule: messenger RNA, 591 nt
Organism: Lasiosphaeria miniovina
Lineage: Eukaryota; Fungi; Ascomycota; Sordariomycetes; Sordariales; Lasiosphaeriaceae
Exons: 1
Coding region: 147-491 (114 amino acids)
Source: RefSeq, a predicted model, not a curated record